Molecule: messenger RNA, 741 nt
Organism: Fomitopsis serialis
Lineage: Eukaryota; Fungi; Basidiomycota; Agaricomycetes; Polyporales; Fomitopsidaceae
Exons: 4
Coding region: 1-741 (246 amino acids)
Source: RefSeq, a predicted model, not a curated record
AUGCACGCAUCAUCUACAAACGAUGCAGGGUCGGGCGACACGACACGACAGUCCACAGGCGUGGACGACAUCGUCCGUGAACGAUGCAUGCACGGAUCGUCUACAGACGAUGGGUCGGGCGACACGACACGACAGUCCACAGGCGUGGACGACAUCGUCCGUGAACGAUGCAUGCACGGAUCGUCUACAGACGAUGGGUCGGGCGACACGACACGACAGUCCACAGGCGUGGACGACAUCGUCCGUGAACGAUGCAUGCACGGAUCGUCUACAGACGAUAGGUCGGGCGACACGACACGACAGUCCACAGGCGUGGACGACAUCGUCCGUGAACGAUGCAUGCACGGAUCGUCUACAGACGAUGGGUCGGGCGACACGACACGACAGUCCACAGGCGUGGACGACAUCGUCCGUGAACGAUGCAUGCACGACCAAGUCCUGUUUGACAUCCACCGACAGAAUGAUGACGUUUCAUUGUGUCGCCGCAAAAAGGCGCCGCAACAUUCAAAAUUUGGUCUUAUUCGUGUUCAUAGACAGGAUCAAUUGAUGCUUCAAGAAAACAAAUGUCACACCGUCUUUAAGCGCUGUCUGCUCCAUCUGCAGAGGGUCCAUGCAGAAGCCGUGCCGCCACAGCUAGCCAGAUGCAUCUGCAAUUUGAUACACGCCAUGGGUUCAGCCCAUGGCGUGUAUCAAAUUGCAGAUGCUACAACAUUUGACGUGACUCCAACGAUAAUCUACUAG